GAAAUUCACAAACCACUCUGAGGUCCGGUUCUGGCGCUGACACACGGCCCCUGAAGGCCGAGUCCCUGGCACAAAACACCAAGCGUUACCGUACAUCACUGUCUAGCUUAAGCUAAGCUCUCUAGCUAGCUAAGCUUCUACGCUAAGUGCUCGCUCUUGGGCUCCCAUAGGGCAAAGACUACGGCUUUUCUCUUUUCAAUAAAGCGAAAGAGCCGUUACGCUCUUGAAGUAGCUCAAGAACAAGGACGUUGCUGAUCACUUUAGUGGUAUUUAGAAGAAGAAGAAGAAGAAGAAGAAGAGGAGGAGGAGGAGGAAGGAGGCAUUGCUUGCUUGAAGAGCUAUGGCCAGGGGAUUCAGGCUUAUCUUUGCGUCUUCACUUUUGCUCAUGCUUUUAGAUUUCUGCAGGGGAAGCACGAUUGGAGUUUGCUAUGGAAGAAAUGCCGAUGACCUCCCCACACCUGAUAAAGUGGCCCAGCUGGCUCAACUACAUGAUAUUAAGUAUGUGAGGAUUUAUGACUCCAAUAUCCAGGUUCUCAAGGCAUUUUCGAACACCGGAGUUGAACUUAUGAUUGGAAUUUCAAAUUUUGAUUUAUUGCCAUUCUCCCAGUUCCAAUCCAAUGCAGACACUUGGCUGAAGAACAGCAUCCUUCCAUACUAUCCAGCCACAAAAAUCACAUACAUAACUGUUGGGGCUGAAGUUACAGAAAGCCCCAGUAAUGUCUCUGCCCUAGUAGUACCUGCCAUGAAAAAUGUCCUCACAGCUCUCAGAAAAGUUGGUUUGCACAAGAAGAUCAAAGUUUCAAGUACCCAUUCCCUUGGGGUUCUGUCCCGAUCAUUCCCACCCUCUGCAGGGGCUUUCAAUAGCAGCCAUGCUUUUUUCCUGAAGCCUAUGCUGGAGUUUUUGGCUGAGAACCAGUCACCUUUCAUGAUAGAUAUUUACCCAUUCUAUGCUUACAGAGACUCCCCCAGCAAUGUGUCUCUAGACUAUGCUCUGUUUGAAUCAUCCUCUGAAGUUAUUGAUCCAAACACUGGUUUGCUGUACACAAACAUGUUUGAUGCCCAGAUAGAUGCUCUUUAUUUUGCACUGAUGGCUCUGAAUUUCCGAACAAUUAAAAUCAUGGUCACUGAAACCGGUUGGCCUUCCAAAGGUUCUCCCAAGGAGUCAGCUGCUACUCCUGAUAAUGCUCAGACUUUUAAUACUAAUCUGAUUCGGCAUGUCAUUAACAAUACUGGUACUCCUGCAAAGCCCGGACAGGAGCUCAAUGUUUAUAUCUUCUCUUUGUUCAAUGAAAAUAGGAAGCCUGGGUUGGAAUCUGAGAGGAACUGGGGACUAUUUUAUCCAGACCAGACGAGUGUCUAUAGCCUGGAUUUCACUGGCAAAGGUGCUGCAGUAAUGACUACAGCGGCAAAUGUUACCAGUUCAAAUGUAACAACAUGGUGCAUAGCUUCAAAUAAGGCUUCUGAAAUGGACUUGCAGAAUGCCUUAGACUGGGCAUGUGGUCCUGGGAAUGUGGACUGCACUGCUAUUCAGCCUAGCCAACCUUGUUAUGAACCAGAUAAUCUAGUCUCACAUGCAUCUUUCGCAUUCAAUAAUUAUUACCAGCAAAAUGGGGCUACCGAUGUUGCUUGCAGUUUUGGAGGGACAGGGGUUAAAGUUGAUAAAAACCCAAGUGGCAUAAACUCCUUGAGAGUUAUUGGAAACUUAGUAGACAAUCAACCAGAUAGCUCUAAUAGAAUAUGAACUCUUAAAUAAAGAGCUUAGAUUUAUUUGAUGUGCAUAUGUUUGGCUGUAUCUUAACAUGACCAAUAAUGCAGACUCAAGGGCCUUUCCUUGUUAUUUUAACUUGUUAUAUGAUGCUGGCUUUCUUAUUAUGAAGUUGCCAUUUAUCUGUGCCUUUGGUUUGUGAAUGGUUUGGCAUAUUUGAUUAGGAUAAUGAAAUUGACAAAUAGCUUAACAUAAUUCUGUCAGUUUUACCUGCUGUCUUUAUCAAAACGUCCAAACUGCUGAAGUAUGUUUUGGUUUUCACCCUCUCACUAAUGUAUUCUGCAAUUUGUCCAACUUCAGCCGUUAAGAUAGAUAAAAAAUAGUUGAAAAUGUCACACAUGGCACUAUCUUGGCUAUUGUAUAUUAAUGAAUGGUGCACGUUGCAAGACACGUACUAAUGGAGGGUGAAAAAUGUAUUUUUCUCAUAUGUGACGUCUUCUUAGGAAGCUUACUAAACUACUA
This is a messenger RNA of Juglans microcarpa x Juglans regia, 2227 nucleotides long. RefSeq names its product glucan endo-1,3-beta-glucosidase 13-like. The transcript has 3 exons. The coding region runs from base 341 to 1741 and encodes 466 amino acids. The record is from RefSeq and is a predicted model, not a curated record. Gene Ontology annotation, biological process: carbohydrate metabolic process. Lineage: Eukaryota; Viridiplantae; Streptophyta; Magnoliopsida; Fagales; Juglandaceae. Gene Ontology annotation, molecular function: hydrolase activity, hydrolyzing O-glycosyl compounds. Gene Ontology annotation, cellular component: plasma membrane.